CUUGGGAUCAGUAUUAUUGGAAUGGGUGCUGGAGCUGAUAUGGGUCUAGAAAAACUUGGCAUAUUUGUCAAGAUUGUGACAGAAGGAGGAGCAGCUCAUCAAGAUGGCAGGAUCCAGGUGAAUGACCUUAUUGUUGAGGUGGACGGCACCAGUUUGGUUGGCGUGACUCAGAGUUUUGCAGCCUCAGUGCUGAGGAAUACCAAGGGUAGAGUCCGAUUCCUUAUUGGCAGGGAGAAGCCAGGAGAGCAGAGUGAAGUGGCACAACUGAUCCAGCAAACACUGGAUCAAGAACAAUGGCAGCGAGAAAUGAUGGAACAGAGGUAUACCCAAUAUACAGAGGAGGAUGAAGAA
This is a messenger RNA of Protobothrops mucrosquamatus (brown spotted pit viper), 351 nucleotides long. Its product is annotated as neurabin-2-like. NCBI's taxonomy places the organism in Eukaryota, Metazoa, Chordata, Lepidosauria, Squamata, Viperidae. Gene Ontology annotation, molecular function: actin filament binding. The annotation marks the transcript as partial. The transcript has 3 exons. Gene Ontology annotation, cellular component: cytoplasm; dendrite; actin cytoskeleton. The record is from RefSeq and is a predicted model, not a curated record. Gene Ontology annotation, biological process: actin filament organization; neuron projection development; calcium-mediated signaling.